Etheostoma spectabile (orangethroat darter) is the source of this 4493-nucleotide messenger RNA. It is a transcript of the gene nt5dc1, whose product is annotated as 5'-nucleotidase domain containing 1. Lineage: Eukaryota; Metazoa; Chordata; Actinopteri; Perciformes; Percidae. Bases 232 to 1608 code for a protein of 458 amino acids. The record is from RefSeq and is a predicted model, not a curated record. The transcript is spliced from 12 exons. Gene Ontology annotation, molecular function: 5'-nucleotidase activity.
GGAAGCACUGCACGCUCCCGCACUCGCCUCUCUGCCGCCUUCUUCUGGCACACAGGAGUUUAACUCCUGGCUCCAAAUGUUACCCGUUCAGUGACAAAUCGAUACGGGGGUUUAGGAUAACGUCUUCCGUGAAUUGUUUUUCGCGGUACCGUGAGCGAAGACCUGAGUGGCGCGUGUCCAGAGUCAGUCCGUCAGUCAGUGACGUUGACACAGCAGUAAGCGUCUGCAACAAUGAGCGAAUACUUCAGCCUGUCGGACAGUGACGUUAUCGGCUUCGACCUGGACCACACGCUCUGCCGCUACCACCUGAAGGAGACCUCCAGGCUGAUCUAUGAGAGCUUUGCCAGGUAUCUGGUGGAGCAUAAAGGCUAUGACAAGGACCUGCUGAACCUAACCCCGGCUACCUGGGAUUUCUGUUUUAAAGGACUAGUAGUGGAUCUGGAGGAUGGAAACCUUGUGAAGCUGGCUGAAGAUGGGACUGUUUUGCGAGCGACCCAUGGAAGCGUUGACCUCAGCCCAGAAGACAUCAUCAAACAUUACGGUCCAAAAAGGGAGUGGAAGCACUUCAACAGCCUCAAUACUUCCUUCACAAGAUCUGCAAAAUAUUAUUUCUAUGACAACUACUUUGAUUUGCCUGGGGCUCUCCUCUGUGGAAGAGUUGUGGACAUGUUGCAUAAGCGAGGAAAUGAGGUGAAUUCCGACUUUUGGAAAGACAUGGUUGCUGCCAUCGACCACAAUUACAACACAUCUGCAUUCAAAGAAGAUGCAGGGACGUACUUCCCCAGUGUGAAAAGGGACCCGGGCCGGUACCUGCAGCCCUGCUCCGACUCAGUCAAGACCUGGCUGCGCAGCAUGAAGAGCGCCGGGAAGGUCCUCCUCCUCAUCACCAGCUCCCACAGUGACUACUGCAGGCUUAUCUGUGAACACAUCCUGGGCAAGGAUUUCGAAGAGCUAUUUGACGUCAUCAUCACUAACGCCCUGAAGCCCGGUUUCUUCUCCUUGGUGCCCCAGCAGAGGCCCUUCAGGACCCUUGUGAACGACGUGGAGGAGAGCGAGGGGCUGCCGGCGCUGGACAAACCCGGCUGGUACUCCCAGGGCAACUGGCCACACCUCCACGAGCUGGUCAAGACCAUGACGGGCAAACCAGAGCCCAAGGUUGUGUAUUUUGGAGAUAGCAUGAGGUCGGACAUGUUCCCUGCCAGCACCUUUGGGAAGUGGGAGACAGUGAUGAUCGUGGAGGAAAUGGAGGGGGAGGGCGUCCCCAAGAGCGAUGCAGCCAUGUCCAAUGAGGCCCAAGUGGAGCCGCUGGAGAAGAAGGGAAAGUUUGAGGACCAGGGCAUGAAGUCCCCCUCUGACGUGUCCAAGCAGUGGGGCUCCUACUUUGUGGACGUACAUGGAGGCGGAGGGGAGGAAGAGAGCCAGAAACUGACCUGGUGCUGCCACUGCAUUCACAAAUACAGCACCAUGGCCAUCCCCAGUGUGGAGCACAUAGCAGAUCUCCCUCUGGAUUACAAGUUCCCCAGGUUUUCUCCGGACAAGCCCUGCACCACAGGCUACUACCCCAGGCCCCCGGAUUCUUUGUUGAAGAGGUGCGAGAGUCUGUCGUAAAAAAAAAAAAAAGAAGAAUGGAAAAAAGUUUUUAAAAAAGAAAGAAAAGUCCUCCCUUACACCUCUGCCUCAGGAGAGGAAUGUGCCUCCAUUUUGGCCUGUAGUUUCCCACCUGACCCCGCCAGCGUUUUUAUGGAUCCAACUGCAGUUCUAGUCAAGACCCGCCCUACGAAGCAGCCCGACCCACCUGGGUGAGGUUAAGCCCAGUUCAGACCAAAGAUACGUGACGAGAUGAAACAGUUUUAGAACAGAGAAACGUUUCAGCGGUCUCAGCUGGACUCAAACCAGCUGAUGGUGAUUCCAUGACUCAGCUGGUGGAGUCUCCAGAGGCUGGUUUUAGAACGUAAGAGACGUCUCCUGUUUCAACAGACAGUAGAGAAGUCAUCUUGGGAAGUCAGCUACAAUAAAAUGAUCCAUAUUACUGUUAACGAAGACUCAAUGUGCGCCGGCAAGCACGUACGGUGGAGCGAGCUAGAGUGACUGAAGAGAGCGAGCACCUAGGACAAAGCCUUGAAUCCCAGAAAUCAAACCUGUUUUCACUAUCACUAACGUUAUUCACAUUCAUAUUUAGCAACAAAUGAUAUAUUAAAAAGUCUGAAGUUAGGACGGAAGCACCAAGUUGCUAUGGAGAUGAUGCACCGUCUCGUCGCUUUGGUGUGGCAGGUGGUAGAACGCUGCAGACCGACGCGUUGCAUGACGUUGCGAAUUUUAACUUGUCACGUCGUGAAUCUUUGGUCUGAACUGGACUUAAGGCGUUGACCUCGGGUAUUUAAGGUUAGGAUAGCCGAUUAGUCAGGAGAUAAGACCUCGACAAAUCGGUGUCAGUUACCUCGGGCCAGCACGGAUGCCUGGCCAAUCGUAGCGCGCAAAAGCUAUUUAAGGGCGGGUCUUGCCUAGAACUGCAGUCGCAGAUCCACAAUAACACAACCCGCCGCCAUCUGUGGAGCACAGGACGCAGACACUCCUCACCCAUUCAGAGAAACCAUGUGAAUGUAAGCCACAGUAUCUCUCUGUAAUAACGCCUACAUUUGAACGUUGUUUCGUGGUUUAGUGUACCGUGCACAAAAUAAGUGUGUGUGUGUGUGUGUGCGUGCGUGUCUGCAUACAGUAAUAAUACGAAAUGUAGUGUUUUUAUUGUUUUCAUGUGUGCGACCCUUAUUAUUUUCUAUGAUAUAUUUGAUUUAAAUCUGAAUUCUUCAAACUUUCAAAAUAAAGUGAGCAUUUUACUGUCUCUUAUUACCUCAACGUUAUCUACUGUACGCAGUACCCGGAUGGCCACAGCGUGUUUGUCCCUUAAGACCCUUUGCAGUCAUUGUGUCAGUAUUUCUGUACAACACUGUUGUUGUGAAGUCCUGUUUUUUUAAUAUAGUUUUACUGUUUGCAUUUUAGUAACCUUAACAUUAGGUUUAAGGUCCACUGAUUCCCCUGUGUCAGUUUCGUAGAAGGUGUUAAUCUUCAGGUCAUUGUUGCUAAAGAAGUGGCACUAUGGUAUCCUUUGUGUUGGCUGUCUCAAAAAACAACUUUGCAAAACACCUAAUAUUAAUAAUAAUGGAUGAUGAAGACUAUGCUAGGUGUUCUCUGUAUUAUUUUUGUGCUCUUUGGGUGAUUGUGUAAAAACGUGGACUACUUGUGCUUCAUUUGUAUGCAGUACCAGAUUGAGAAAUUCUUUACCGACUUCUGAAUGGUCAUUUUGUCGGUGUGCAUAGAUAGACAAGCUGUGCCAUAAUAUUUAAGAAACUCAGUUUGGGGAAAAUAAUCUGUGAAAGUUUGCCUGUAUCUCUCACGUCACCAAAUAUUGCUUUUAACAUUUAUCUCUGUUCGGGGAAGUGUUUAGCCUAGCUUAGCACUGUUAGCCUCAGUCCAACAUGGAAAGAUACAACUUGCAACAACUCUUAAAUGUUACUUCUUGAUAGUACUUGCAAGUCAUUUUCUCCUAUUACCGACCCUUGUUAACCAAUCAUGAGUCUCGCAUUGCCAGACCUACCUCCACAGCGCUGCGGAGGAAAGUCUGGCUAGUCCACAAAACGUACUCUGGUUUCUUUAAACCAAUCACAACUGCCAGACACUAUGACGGUGCCUCUGCAAAAUAGUCUCGGGAAGGAACUCGUUUUGGUGGAACGUGUACGUUUUGAACAGUCUAGUUUGCUAAGAACUAGGCAAUAAAACACCUUACAAAUGCCCUCCUUAUAAGGGGUAGUGGUAGUAAUUGUGAGUUUAUGUUACCACACACGUCCAUUCAUUCCAUGUCUGUCCUGUAGAUUGAAUUUUGAAUAAAGGGGAAAAUCUACAGCAUUUGGUCACUGCACUUAAUGUAGCUGUUGCUUACAAAUGAGCUAAUUCUAAGUUAAUAAACUACAAUGGCAAAAAUAAAUCAACAUAGUUUUACAUAAACAAGCACCAACAUAUAUACUUUUGAUGGAGCCAGACUAGCUUCUUGGCUAGCUGCCUUCUUUGAGCCUUUGUGCUAAGCUAGGCUAAGCAUCCUGGAGCAAUAAGCACACAGAGAUGAUACUGGUGUAAGUAAGUCAUCAAACAAGAUUUCCCAAAUAUAAUUUUAGAUUAUCAUCAUCUGACAAGUGAAGAGAGAAUAUUUUGACAAUAGGCAGCAAAUAUAAAGAGAAGUCGAAGUCAAAUAGCUGUCGGCAUGCACGUGAGAUUGGUCAUCCAAAGUGAAUUAUUACUUUUGCUGUGUGUGCAAGUGUUUUCUGCAUACAGCUGUGGUGAUUGUACUUUUCUUUUCUCAUCUGACCUGGAAAAUUUCAUAUGCACAUUUGCCUUAUGUUGGAAUCAUUUGUGGUCUUGAAAACACAGGGAACGUUCAAUACUGUGUUCAAGUGUUAAAGUACUGUCAAUGAAAUAAAAUGUUCUACAGUUUUCUUACUUAA